Messenger RNA from Pseudopodoces humilis (Tibetan ground-tit), 2493 nucleotides. RefSeq names its product GAD like acidic amino acid decarboxylase 1 (gene GADL1). Gene Ontology annotation, molecular function: carboxy-lyase activity; pyridoxal phosphate binding. Gene Ontology annotation, cellular component: cytoplasm. NCBI's taxonomy places the organism in Eukaryota, Metazoa, Chordata, Aves, Passeriformes, Paridae. The record is from RefSeq and is a predicted model, not a curated record. Gene Ontology annotation, biological process: carboxylic acid metabolic process.
GCCAGGGCGCAGCGGGAGCGGCCCCCGCUCCUCUCCGGUGCCAGCGCGACGCCGAGAUGGAGGUUGGUGUUUGCAAGCAGGAGAUUCUCCAGAAGAAGAAUGCUGUUUUGGUGGAUGGGGUCAUUCUAAAUGGUCCAAUAAUGGACUCAAAAGCAGGAGAGAAGUUCGUGGAAGAGGCCUGUCAGAUUAUAAUGGAAGAAGUUGUCCAGAAAGCGGACGAUGUAACAGAAAAGGUCUGUGAAUGGCAAGCCCCUGAAAAGCUUAAGCAGAUUCUUGACCUGGAAAUGAGGGACACUGGAGAAUGUCAUCAGAAGAUCCUGCAGCUCUGCCGUGAUGUUAUAAAAUACAGCGUCAAAACCAAUCAUCCAAGAUUUUUCAAUCAGCUGUAUGCUGGAAUAGAUUAUUACUCGUUAGUGGCUCGUUUCAUUACAGAAGCACUCAACCCCAGUGUAUACACAUAUGAAGUAUCCCCCGUGUUUCUGUUGGUGGAAGAAGCAGUCAUCAAGAAAAUGAUUGAGUUCAUAGGCUGGGAAGAAGGGGAUGGUAUAUUUAAUCCAGGUGGCUCUGUUUCUAAUAUGUAUGCUAUGAACUUAGCAAGGUACAAAUUUUGCCCUGAGAUAAAGGAGAAAGGGCUUUCAGGUCUGCCAAGACUAGUUCUGUUUGCUUCGGAAGAGUGCCAUUACUCCAUGAAGAAGGCAGCCUCCUUCCUCGGUAUUGGCACAGAGAAUGUGUACUUUAUCAAAACAGAUGAAAGAGGUAAGAUGAUACCUGAGGAACUGGAGAAACAAGUCCAGCGGGCCAGGAAAGAGGGGUCAGCACCAUUUCUUGUCUGUGCUACAGCAGGCACAACUGUGCUGGGAGCAUUUGAUCCUCUGGAUAAAAUUGCUGAUAUCUGUGAAAAGCAUGGCCUCUGGCUUCAUGUUGAUGCUUCUUGGGGUGGCUCAGCUUUGAUAUCAAGGAAGCAUCGCAGACUUCUUCAUGGUAUCUACAGGGCUGAUUCUGUUGCCUGGAAUCCACAUAAAAUGUUGUUGGCAGGAAUCCAGUGCUGUGCUCUUCUGGUGAAAGACAACUCUGGCCUCCUGAAGAAGUGUUACUCUGCCGAGGCUGCGUACCUGUUCCAGCAGGACAAGUUCUACGAUGUCAGCUACGACACUGGUGACAAGUCCAUCCAGUGCAGCAGGCGUCCGGACGCGUUCAAAUUCUGGCUGAUGUGGAAAGCUUUGGGAACCACAGGCCUGGAGGAGAGAGUAAACAGGGCACUGGCUUUGGCAAGAUAUCUAGUGGAGGAAAUUAAAAAAAGAGAAGGAUUCCAGCUUAUUUUGGAGCCGGAGUAUGCAAACGUCUGCUUUUGGUACAUUCCACCGAGCUUAAGAAAAAUGGAGGAUGGACCUGAAUUUUGGCAAAAGCUGCACCAGGUUGCUCCAGUAAUUAAGGAGAGGAUGAUGAAGAAGGGCAGCAUGAUGCUUGGGUACCAGCCCCACUGGGGCAAAGUCAACUUCUUCCGCCAGGUGGUUAUCAGCCCGCAAGUUAGCCGAGAGGACAUGGACUUCCUGCUGGAUGAAAUCGAGCUUCUUGCUAAGGACUUGUAGCUGUAGCUCCACAGCAUCAGGUGCUGCUCAUGUGUGAUAUUUAUGGAGGGAGAGUGGCAGCAGCAUUCUGGUGCUGUUUUGUGAAAGGUAGUAAAAAGCUUGACAUAUAGUUUGGAAAGUAUCGUUUUACAGAUUGGUGUUGAGAGCUUUGCAGGUAGAACACCCCUUUACAGGAAAGUAUUUGCUGACAGGGGCUGGGGGGCAGGCUGGUGCUUCCAGCACCAUUGCUGCCAUUCUAGGAAGUGUUUCUUCAAGAAAGAAGUGCUUCUGAAAAUGGUGUCUAUGUCCCAGGAAAGGCAGCUAUUUACUGGGUGCCUGUGCACAGUGUAGCUCAAACUGGCCACUUAUGCAUGCAGGCAAAAUUCCUCUGAAGUUGCUGUUACAAGUGAAUUUGUCAGUGAGCCUUAAGAUGCUAGCUAAUUCUCUUACCUACUCUGUCAAUAUUUUAGUUUGGUAAUUAACAUGAUAAGGCUGGAAACUGUGGACUUGUGUGAAACGAGUUCCUCAAGGCCACCUAACUAGGUGGAUUGCCCAGGUUUUCUGCUGUGAGCAGAGGCAGACAGUACAAUGGGGCUCAGUGCAGUUAUCACACCAGGAGGUUUGCAGGAACCUCCUGCACAAAACCCCGAGUAACCAAUAUUGACCCUGCUGGGAGCAGGUUGAAGAGAUGACCUUUUAAGGUCACUUCCAACCCACAGGAUUUUGUGAUUCCGAUGAAACACAGUCGUUUGGUCCAGUCAGUGUUUGCCCAUUCAACAUAUCACCACUUUAGGAGAGCUGGAAAUAUUCAAAUAGCAUUUAGAACUUCCAACUUCUUUGUUAACAGGAGUUACCUAUCAUUUCUGAAUAGCUGUUCACCUUCGUCUAUCUUUAAAGCGUAAAGAUUUAUUUAAAAGAUUUUAGA